AGAAACGGCUGGGGCGCGCCGUGUGAAGUACAUGACGCAGAUGAUAAUAGAUAAACUGUGCAGCGCCAGUGCAGUGUAUGUGAGGACCAGUACCGCAACAUUUUAGUUUUCCUGUCUUUUCGUCCAAAGAUCGCCUUCAAAUACUCAAAUGAACAACUGGCAUAUAUGCUAACUACCAUAUUGUGAAAUUGGCCCCAGGAUAAAGCCUAAAACAGCGGGAAAAUGGAACGAAAAACUGAACUUUCUAUAGAUCUAGACGGACUUCGUGUAACGAGAAGUCGAAGAGCUGCAGCAGCAGCGGCAGCCGCCAAUGCCAAUGGCAAUGGCACUGAAAGUAUGACUAUAAGUAUGAAUUCAUUUACAUCCACUACUCAGACCACGUCAACUGCAACUGCAGCCAGUGUCUGUAAUACAUCAACAUCUAAAACUACUAGUUCGAGGAUAUCAACUAAUUCAAAUACUGGGAAUGAUUCCACAAUCCCUAGGAAACGAGUGAAGCGGAAUCCUCUAUUGAAGAAUGUGUUUUUGGGUGUCCGUGAUUCUCAACAUGGAAAGCGCCCAUUCAAAUCUGCCACAGAGCUCCCUCGUGAGCUCCUGAUGAGUUGUGAGAGCAGGAUCGGUCUUGUGCAGCCAUCCUCCAACACUCAGAGCCCGUCUGCUGCUAAUCCUACCAUCCCUAUCAUUGCUGCCGAACUGUCGGAAGCAGCCAAGAGUCUACUGAACACCAACCCAGAGUUGCAGCAGUACUACCUCUGUCUCAAGUUGCUCAAGAAAGUAACACAGAAGCUUAUGUCUGAGUCAACAAUUGAGUAUCCUACUGAUAGUGGUAAAUUUAAGGAAAGCAAGACCAUUAAUGCGGAAAUAUUCUUACUGUUUGGUGGUGUUGAGGUAACCGUUGACCUUCUCCUUCAACCGCACUUCUACAAGAAAAAACAGAAGAAAAAGUUGGCAACAAGCAGUGAGAGCAAGGAAUCUAAAGCUGAUGAGGAGAAACCCUCUACAAGUGACACACCAGAAACGUCUACCACAACCACUCCUGAAGCAGCAACAUCAACAGAAACCACUCCACCAGCAGCAACAGAUGAUGCAGCAUCAACAGCAACUGAAGCUGCUGCUGCAGCAUCAACAACUGAAACUGAAGCAGAAGCAACAGAGAUGGAUGACCCUCCGCCAGCUUCGUCAACAGCCACACCAUCAACAGCCACAUCAUCGUCGGCUGCAGCAUCGUCCACGGUAACGACAUCAGCAUCAUCCACUCAGCAGGCAUCAGGAUCAUUUCAGUUCCGCCUGGUCCGAGACAGUUACAGUGCUGGUAGUUCGGGUCACCCAGCAUCACAAGAUCCACAGAAAGUUCUGAGACAUAAGAUAGCUUACAAUGCUAUGGACCUUCUUCACUAUAUGUGUCAAAAUAUGGGAACAGAUAUGGCCACGCCUCUCUCGGACCAUGAUGACCUCAUAGUCUAUCUCUUCACCCUACUUACGGAGAAACAGUGUUUCCUCAAAGCUGCAACCCUCAUAGAAGAUAUCCUCGGGGUCAGAACACAGAUGUUUAAGCUGCAAGAUAUCCCUGAGCUUGAAGAACUGGUCAAGAAGUUUGAGGAGGACCAGCUUGCCAACUUCUGCCGCGUCCUCUCCAUCACCAUCUCGGAGCUUGACCCCAAGGAUGACCCUUGUACCUUGGCUGCCCAGGACAAGGCCUGCAGGAAUCGCAGCGAUACACCCAUCUCGGAGGUCAACCAAAAAACGGUAGUUGAGCUCCCUGGCUUUGUUCAGAAACUUGUCAAGAUAGCAUGCAAGUCAGUUGCAGAGCCCGAUGGAGUCGCAGACAUGGACACCCUCUUCUCUCAGAUCGACAGCUGGGUGACCUGGCUGGACAGCUCCUUGGCCUUCGACGCCCUGGCCGAGGUCGCCAACGAGGACGAGGGCGUCUACCUCAACCUGCCCCUCCAUGACCUGUCCUUGCCCCUCCCGGAUUCCCUCAAGACCAUGCAUGAGGUUGUCUAUAAGGUGGAGGUCCUUCAUGUGCUUUGCCUGCUGCUUGGAGGAAAGCAGAGGCAUAAGGUCCAUGAGAUCCUUGCCCAAUACAAACUGAUGCCUGGACUGAACAACCUGUUUGAUAAGGUCAUCUGGAGGUGCAAUCUUCGAGCCCCUAUCCACGGGGUCAACGAGAACUGCGACUGCAGUCCGGAGGUGGCCCUCAAGGUCCAGUUCCUCAGACUUCUGCACACCUACUGUGAUCAUCAUGACAACAAGUACCUAAUCAUGACCCGGCAUGAAAUCAAUGAUCUGAAUAGAAUAUCGACAAGUUCAAACAUUCCCCAACUAGAAGCAGUCAAGAAGAUUGACAGGACAUUACUCUGUCAAGGUCAGAAAGGUAUCCUCACCAAGCUGGUUGAAGUGAUGAAGAAAGAACCAAGAGAUUCACCCUUCAGGUUCUGGAUGGCCCGUGCUAUAGAGAGUUUCUUAAGAGGAAAGACCUCGUAUGCAGACCAGACCUUCCUCAUCAGGAAAGGACUCUUAGAGCAUGUUGUACAGCACAUCCUGAGUAGUGAGCACCACUCAAAGGAGGUACUCCAGAGCUACUUUGAUCUCCUGGCUGAGUUGAUGAAGUUCAACAUCCUGGCUUUCAAGAGAUUCAACAAGGCCAUCCACUCAGAACAUCAGUUUAAGCAGUUUGUACAUCUGGUGCGCAAUCACAUUGUUGACUCAAACAUGUUUGUGAGAUGUCUGGCACUCACUAUCGAGCACUUUGAGAAGGAGCAGCCUGAAAAUUAUGAUUGGGGAAUACAGUCUUGUCGUCUCCUUCAGUUUAUCUCAAAGAGAGAGAAUCGUUUGACCUUCCUCUACAAGCUCAUCAACAUCAUCCAUGUUGAGAUCCUCACACAGGAGAACGUGAGUUGUCUCAACACCACCAUCAUCUUCCUCAUGUUUGCUGAUCGUAUUGGUGAGCUAUCCCGCUAUCUGACAGAUCUUAGGAAAGAAGAGCAGAAGCAAUGUAGACCAGGAUUCCUCCUUCAGAACUUCAGGGAGCUUCUGUUCUUCUGGCAGGAACAUUAUCUUCACAAAGACAAGGAUUGCAGUGCCCUUGAGAAGAGCUCUUGCAUCAGUUUCUCCAAGUGGAAGGACAUGGUCAGUCUACUGGUCAGCGGUAACACCCACUCCUCCUUGACCGUUGCCCACUAUCUUCAGAUGGACGACCUCUUCCCCUGUACGGAACAUCAGCACGCCCCUCUCCGCACCAGUUGAGGCGAGCCACUUAACCAUUAGCACCCCCCCUUCAUGAUCUACAUUCUUUUCUUGCCUUAUUGGAAAAGGGAGGUCUCUAAGUGAUAUCAGUAAUGAAACGAUUUGUAUGUUAGGAUUCACGAUGGCAUUGUUUCACUAAACUAUAUUUCAUCCCAUUGGAAUAUCAGUUUCAAUAGCAGUGUGUCUCAAUUGGAUAUCAGUGAUUUUAGUGGAGGUGCAUAUUUGUGAAACAGUGCUCACAGAGUCCUUAGAAUUUGAAUCUGCAGGAUUUUGGCAGAAGAACAUGGAUUUUUAAACUUUUUUGAAAGUUCAUGAACUCUGUCUUCUGGAUUGGAGAAAUGUAACUUUAGUGGGUCCUCUUUACCAAUGCAAAGUGUAGUUGUAUCGUUAAGAUGCCAUAGGAAUGAAAAUAGUACAACUUCUUAUCCUUUUCGUCUCGGGGUAAGAUUUAAUUGAAAGAGAUAUGUAUUUUUAGAUAUCACGCACAGUAUAGUUAAAGGCAAGAAAGAUGCACGACUGAAGGUUACGACUAGUAAAUAUGAAUAAAGCUAUAAUGUUAAUUCUUCCUGGAUGCUUUUAAGGAAUUUCAUCAGAGGAUCCUGACAUCGUGGUGUAGAAAUAAUUAGUUUUCUUUCUGUUUAUAAGCCUAAUCAUCUGUUUACAUCUGAACAUUUGACAAUGGCUUGGUUCAUCCUUGGUAGAUGAAACUGUUGAAUCACCAGAUAAUGCCAAGAAUAUGCAAAUGUAUCAAUGUUUUGGAGAUUCUAGCCUACUUGGCUUUCUUAGCUCUUCAUGUUUGUAUAAUAGGUGUUGCAGUCCGUACACACAAUGCAAUUUUAAUAACUGGUUCGUGUUGAUGAGCUUGUCCUGUUUGGUGUUGGUCUGUGGACAUUCUGAUCUUGGAUGACAUCUGUGAUUGCUUGGUGAUCGUGCUUAUGGUAUCUGCAUCAAGCAGGAAAUCAUUUGAUAACGUUUCUCGGUAUUGAAGAGAACGGUCUUUUCUGCUCAUCAUGUGCUUUUGAAAAUAAUACCAUGACCUGCUGAAGGAAUGUGUAGUCUUGUUCCAUAAGACAAAGAAUUUAAUCAUGUUUUGUAAUAACGUACUCUGAGACUGGAUGUGAACUAUGCUGAUAAAGACUUGUUAUGAAGAGCAGCUUUGAAAGUAGCAGCUAGAGGAUGCUGGCUUCAGUGAGAGAGCAGUCCGGUGUUUCAAUGUGUAUUUGCCAAAGGAAAGUGAUGGUCCAUGACAUUGAUAUUUGGAGAGACAAGAUGGAGACGGAAUGGACAGACGUCAAGACUAAUGAUGAAACGAUGACAAUAUCAGGACUAUCAAAGAUUUGUAUUAUUGAGGAAGCUUUAAUUUGCUAAUUGUGCUCUGUGCAAAAAAAAAGAAAUUAAGGAUAUUUUAUAUGAAUGGGAGUGUAGGUAGAGAUGUUUUGGAUGUUUUUUAUUGUAAAAGAAUGUGUCGCAUGUUGCGGUUUACAAAUGUACAUAGACAUAAUAAGAAGAGAGGGUUUUUUUUUUAUGAGGCAACAUGUUAUGAUACUGGCGUGUUUUAUAUAUGAUUAUCAUGUCAAUCUAUUUGAAUGCUUCUUUCUUCAUAUGAUCAUAGCAGAGACGCAUAUAUGAUGCAUGUGGAGUUGAUGCCAUGCGGAAUCUAAAAAACAAAAUUUCUCAAAUGAUAAUCAUCUAUUGUAAUUGACUAAAGGUAAAAGAGGAUAUUACAUUAACUUGAAAGAUCAUUUUUUUAAAUAUACUAAAACUUUCGUAAGGUUUAAAGAGGAUUCAUUUUGCAACAGUGUAGACAUAAAACCCUGCAAAAUUUGUUAUUUUUUGUAAGUAAAGAAAAGAAAUCACAUAUUGCUUUUAAAAGUGGGAAAUUGCUUGUCUUUGCAUUGAUUUGAGUUCAUAUCAUGUGCAUAUGUAGCACCUAUAUCAUGAUAUAAUUCAUCAUAUAACAUAUAUAAUGCUACAUUUUAAAGUAAAACAUACUUCCCAAAUUGCACUUAGCACGAAGUAUUGACAUCUAUUUUUAAGUCGCUCAUUUUAAGUUGCCAUUAUUUUAUGUUAAAUGUUUUUUUUUUCAUUUUAGGCACUGCAAUACAAAAGAUGGUCUUGAUUAGGGAUAGAUUCCACUGUAAUUCAACCAUUGUAUUACAUUAAUGAUAUGAAAAAUACUAAUCAUUUUUCUUUAAGGAAUGGUACUUCUUUUGUGUUUCAAACGUUGAAGCCUGGCCCAAAAGCAGUUUCACAUAUUUAGACACAGAUUCAGUGUAAUAGAUUUCUGAAUUUAUUUUGCAUUGGAACAAAAAUUUCCUGAAAACUAGAAAGAUAAAGCAAAACAUUGCAAAAAUGGAGAACCCUAUAUUUCUUAAAACCUGUUCCUCUAUGUUAAUGUGUAUACGAACUUCUUGCAUUUUAAUUGUGAUAUUAUUUUUUCUAUAAUGUUUUCGAAUUUCCCUCUUAGAAAGGCAAUACAUAUUGGUAAGCCACCUUUAAUUAUCACUCUGAUGUAGUUACGGUUAUUGGACAUGUAUUUCUAUGUUCCGAAAUAUAUUUUACAAAAGCAUCUUUAAAUUUGUUGUCUUUCCUUCUUUUUAUGUUUGUUACUUGUAUUGUAACUAAGACUUCUUUUUAAACAGUUUUAACAUAAUUAUGAUUUCAUUUUCAUUAGAGGUUAUUUUCAGUUUGUUAUGUGUCAUAUAUGUUUUCAAGGCACACUUGUACAGCAUUACCGCAUUGAUUGGUAUGUGAUGAUAACCUGGGGGGGGGGGGGGUGUUUCACAAAGAAUUGAAUUUGAAAUCAUGCUUAGUGUUAGGCGCGCACAUGAUGUUUAAUGCCCAAUCUCAUUGAUGGCUCUGCAGUACUGCGCGUCCACUAAACAUCAUCUGAUUAAUGCACUGAGGCAUUGUGGACUGUGCGCAAAUGGGAUUUUAAGUGUGAUUUUUAGUCAAGCUUCAAUCUUGUGAAACCACCCCCCAGGUUUACUGCAAAUAUAUAUAUACAUUAUUAGAUGGUUCCAUUUUCAGGCCAUAAUAACUGUGUACAGGGACUUGCAAAGGAGCAAUAGCAAGUAACUUUCACUAUACAACCAUGUAUAUUUAUGAUUUUUUGAAUUAUUUCACUCAGUUUUCUGACAGUAAAGUUUAUUCAAAAUUGCACAUUUUGCAAAUUGGAAUGAAACCUUUUUUUUCUAGUUCCACUAUCAAAAGACAUAUGGUUUAUAUUAUUCUGUUAUGUUUCCACAUAAUUUUUCUCACCUGUGAUAAGAAAUGUUUCCCCAAAUUUACGAUUGAAGAAUUCCCUUUUGAUUCAUUUCUCAUGAAGGAUAAGACAAACUUUGCUUGUAAAACAAAAACUCACAGUAGUUCCUGCUUUCUUCUCAUUUUAUAUUAACACACAUUUCAUUUAAUAACUGUCAUGUAAUUACUAGAAUAAAAUCUUAUCAUUUGUUGUAUUAUAGCACUGAACAUCUUUUUCUCCAUCCUAUCACUUGUAAUACUUUCAGUAACGUUUACAGGGGCCCUGUCUAACAAUGAAAUCAACUGAAUCAAUCACUUUCAACUAUGGAAAGCCAGUUUCACCAUCAUCUGGAAUUCAUGUAUCCAUUCACAGUGUUACCUGGAAGGCAUAGAUACAGAUGAUGACAUGAAUUGCUUUCCAUAGUUGAAGAUGAUUCGGUCAAUCACUCAGAACCAUAUUGUAAACCGUUUGGUUCAAGUGUAAUUUCCAUGUCAUGCAACAGGGAAAAAUAUAUGGAAUUCCCUUGCAGUAUUGAAACUCUAAAUGAAAGAAAGAAUUUUUUUAAAACUGGAAUGUUUGUAAACGAAUGUCACCUGUGCUGUUCCCUGCAUGGAAUAUUGUCAAUAAAUUGUAAAUGAAUUCUCAA
Molecule: messenger RNA, 7136 nt
Organism: Lytechinus pictus (painted urchin)
Lineage: Eukaryota; Metazoa; Echinodermata; Echinoidea; Temnopleuroida; Toxopneustidae
Product: short transient receptor potential channel 4-associated protein-like
Exons: 19
Coding region: 223-3246 (1007 amino acids)
Biological process (GO): ubiquitin-dependent protein catabolic process
Cellular component (GO): Cul4A-RING E3 ubiquitin ligase complex
Molecular function (GO): phosphatase binding
Source: RefSeq, a predicted model, not a curated record